Molecule: messenger RNA, 3673 nt
Organism: Siniperca chuatsi (mandarin fish)
Lineage: Eukaryota; Metazoa; Chordata; Actinopteri; Centrarchiformes; Sinipercidae
Gene: clvs2
Product: clavesin 2
Exons: 5
Coding region: 2445-3446 (333 amino acids)
Cellular component (GO): membrane
Molecular function (GO): phosphatidylinositol bisphosphate binding
Source: RefSeq, a predicted model, not a curated record
CUGGGUUUCUUUGAUUAUUGCAGCUAUACUUCAUUUGACUAGCUGUUAGCAGCUCUGUAAUAAAUCCUCAUAGUAGGUAUGCCCUGUUUACUGUGUGAAUUAUGAUCUAACUGAGUGGAUUCACUGUGACGGUGGACAGAAAAUGCCCCUCCUCUUUCACUUAUUGUAAUCCCUCCUUCAAUUCUUUUGUCACUUUAUCCCUCCAUCUCCCUCCAGAGGCAGACUUUACUAUCGUGCAAAAGCGACACCCGCCUGGGAUCACCAACAGACAAGGACCCCAAAGGUAUAUGCUAAAAAAAUUAUUUUUAAAAAAAAAAGCUUAAUGUGCAGAGACAAUUUAAGGAAGGUUAAUGAGGCAGUUGAUGGUAGACAUUCUUAUAAAAGUUUAUGCAACAAAUAUUCUAUGCAUGUAUUAUGUGAGAAGGCAAAGAGAGAAGAAGAAAAAGAUCAGGAAAGCAGAACUCAAAGAGUCACAUCUUUUUUCUCCACAGCUGAUUCUGCUGCGUAAGAACAGCCUGCUCUUAGCACUCAUGCUGCUGCUAUAUAUAUUCAUUGUAAAAUUAAUAAACUCCUUUCUCCUUUGUGAUAGUGACAAAAUGGUUUUACACUUAAGCCAACAUCAUUCUUUUCUCAUGUUGACUAUGAGACAGAACACAGAAGCACAACUUUUAACAACAGCAAGCAGGUGCAGUCAGUAUUUUUAUGUAUUGAAACGACCCAGAAAGCAAUGAUUUAAUGAUCUGUAGGCCAAAACACAUAUAUAAAGGUUUUUACGCAUCUAGGUUGUUGUUUCAACAGCAUUUAAAUGCUUUUCAAUGCAGGCCCAUAGCUAACAAUGGGGAAAAUAUCUUUAGCAUUUAUUCUGGGGAUUUUUUUGACCAAUGAAGGAGUUUACGUUCUAAAUAUAAAUUACAUGUGAAGGAGUUUAAAUUAGGUUUUUGAUGGGGCAAUCAGUGUUACAACCUUUAACCUUUAGUCUUUUAACCCCAGUGUGUCACAAGUACACAAUGAAAUAAAGUAAGUAAAAAUGGUUGUAUCCUAGACAUCUAAAAAACGUGUAUUUCCUUACUUACAGAUGAAAUACCAGAACGGUAGCAACAAAUACACCAAAAAAUCUAAAACUCUGUAGCAUGCAAUUGAACCUGCAAACAUAUGGUGCUUUAAGGAAAAUUAGGAAAAGAAAAGGGUGAUGCUGAGGCCCCUAAUUUUGCCUCAGGCCUCCAGUCCACCCCCAGCUUCAUCCCUCCCUGUUUGUUUGAGUUGCCUGCACGCCUCUCUCCUCCCUUCAGCAUCCUUCUCCCUCCCUUCAUCCAUUCUCCCCUUCUCCACUUUCAUUUUUUGGCCCUCUACAGCUAUUCUCCAUCUUUCUGCUACUUUGCCCUCUCUCCCUGCAUCCUUUCUUUUUUUCAUAUCUGUUGCCUUUUCAUCUUACACUCCACCCCUUCCUCCCACCGGUGGCGCCCAUACACCGACCAGAGCACAGACUCGCUUGUUGUCAGUCACUUUCCUAGUGAACAGACGGCAGCAGCAGCAACAGCAGCAGCAGCAGGAGGAGCGGAGACGGUAAUCCCCCCAAGUCCACCCCACCCCUUUCCAAAACCCAGAAACCGGUGGUGGGAGGGGAACAAAACCUCGCGGGACACCUGUGCUGCUGGAUUCCCUAUCUGGUGCUUUAUGAAACAUGAUUUAAGAUCUAAAUUCACGCCCAAAUUGUGGAUGAUGAUGAUGAUGAUGAUGAUGGGAAGCAGUGAUGAUUAAGACGGGGAUGUAGACGCGGAAACAAGCGGCCAAAUCUGCCUAGAUUGACGGAGCGGUCGGUGGCGCCACCAGCAGCAGCACCAGCAGCAACAUCAGUCGGUCGGCUGGUGGAGAUGCGUUGUGAAGGCGGAGGGUUGAUGGUGAUGAUGAUGAUAUAGCAGGUGCUGCAGGCUCGUGCCGCAUUGCCUGGCCGCCGCGAGCGACGCCUGGCAGACGGUGAUGCUGUCUUCGUCAUUGUGCCACAGAAAGAGAGAGAAAGAGGGGAGAGGCUUUGACAUGGAGGGAAGCGGCUGUUUGUCGGCUCUGAGCUGAGGCCGCCCGGAUCAGCAGCUUGGAUGUACCGUCUGAAGCCUGGAGGGCCGGAGUCAUGAUCUACAUGGUGGGAAAAUUACAAUAAAGUUGAAUUCUUGAAGGUGGAAUUGAAAUGUUUCUGUGCGUAAAAGUGAACGGCCCAUAUGUUGAUAAUGCAUCAUAGGAUCAUCAUAGCACCAGCGUCUGUGCCAGUUCAGGGUGGAUUACGUCUACAGAGCAGCAGGCCUCCAUCUGAAGUCACCUUCUGAUCAGGAAACCAUAAAGAAAACCAUUUAAUAUACUUCACCCUGUUGCUGGAGGUAACAAUUGAUUCUGUUGUUUCUCUGGAAGCUGGUGCGGUGUGGUCCCGCUUGGAGGGACAGCUGUUGCAAAAGAUGACUCACUUACAGGCUGGCCUCUCUCCAGAGACCCUAGAGAAGGCCAAGGUGGAGCUGAAAGAAAACCCGGAGACUUUACACCAGGACAUCCAGGACGUCCGGGACAUGAUCAUCACCCGGCCGGACAUCGGUUUCCUCAGGACAGACGACGCGUUUAUCCUCAGAUUCCUCCGGGCGAGGAAAUUCAACCACUUCGAGGCGUUUCGGCUGCUGGCACAGUAUUUUGAGUACCGACAGCAAAACCUGGACAUGUUCAAGAACCUGAAAGCCACGGACCCAGGCAUCAAGCAGGCCCUGAAGGACGGUUUCCCCGGCGUGCUGUCCAACCUGGACAGAUACGGCAGGAAAAUAUUGGUCCUGUUCGCAGCCAACUGGGACCAGAGCAGAUACACAUUUGUGGACAUACUGAGGGCUAUCCUGCUGUCGCUGGAAUCUAUGAUAGAAGAUCCGGAGCUGCAGGUCAACGGCUUCAUCCUGAUCAUCGACUGGAGUAACUUCACCUUCAAGCAGGCGUCCAAACUGACUCCGAGCAUGCUGCGCCUGGCCAUCGAGGGGCUACAGGACAGUUUUCCUGCCAGAUUUGGAGGAAUCCACUUUGUGAACCAGCCCUGGUACAUCCAUGCUCUCUACACCGUGAUACGACCCUUCCUCAAAGACAAGACCAGGAAGAGGAUCUUCAUGCACGGCAACAACUUGAACAGUCUCCACCAGCUGAUCCAUCCUGAGAUCUUGCCGUCGGAGCUCGGUGGGAUGAUGCCUCCGUAUGAUAUGGGCACGUGGGCGCGAACGCUGCUGGACCAUGCCUACGACGAGGAGACCGACUACUGUCCGGAGUCCUACACCCUGUCCGUACAAGACCUGGAGAGAGACCUGGAAAAAAACCUGUCCCCAAAAACCAUGAAGAGAUCUCAGUCGGUGGUGGAACCAGGCGUCCUGAAACGACCAGACAAAGUCAAGAGUGAAGAAGACAACAUGCAGCCGCUGCUCUCGCUGGACUAAACCACACUUUCGACAACAGCUCAAAAGCAUACCCAAAUCAAUAUUUACACACACAAACACACUGACUUAUCUGUGCACCUGCUGUAAGCGACACGCUCGCCCUGAAAACACCUUCCUCCAGAAAAUGUUGCUGCUGCUGUUGGAUUCUUGUUUCUCUUGAACUCAAGGAAAUCUAAAUGAGCUAAGGCGAAGCAGACAAAAGGCCAGAGACGAGAAAGACGUUUCGU